AUGUCAACGUCAGCAUCCUCCUCCACACCACCUCCUGUAGCCGGCCCCAGCUUGCAGAUGCUCCCUGAAGGCAAUGACGAGAAGAACAGUGUGGUCAUCAAAGUAGGAAUGGUUGGAGAUUCGCAAAUAGGGAAGACAAGUCUGAUGGUCAAAUAUGUGGAGGGCAGUUUCGAUGAGGAUUAUAUCCAGACGCUGGGCGUCAAUUUCAUGGAAAAGACAAUAUCUGUCAGACGGACAACAAUCACCUUUUCAAUCUGGGACUUGGGUGGCCAGCGGGAAUUUGUCAACAUGCUGCCUCUCGUGUGCAACGACGCCGUUGCGAUCCUAUUCAUGUUCGACUUGUCACGGAAGUCAACGCUCAACUCGGUCAAGGAGUGGUAUCGGCAGGCGCGGGGGUUCAACAAAACCGCCAUUCCAUUUCUAAUUGGCACCAAAUUCGACCAAUUCGCCACAUUUCCACGGGAUGAGCAAGAAGAAAUUACAAAGCAGGCAAAGCGCUUCGCACGCGCUAUGCACGCCUCACUUAUCUUCUGCUCCACCUCUGCCUCAAUAAACGUGCAGAAGAUCUUCAAGAUCGUGCUCGCCAAGGCCUUUGACCUCAAAUGCGUCAUACCCGAGAUCGAGGGCGUCGGCGAGCCUAUCCUUAUCUACGUGGAUGUUUGA
Cyclocybe aegerita is the source of this 663-nucleotide messenger RNA. NCBI's taxonomy places the organism in Eukaryota, Fungi, Basidiomycota, Agaricomycetes, Agaricales, Hemipholiotaceae. The record is from the annotation of a GenBank genome assembly.